AUGGCAAAUUUCUUGGUCCGUGAAACCCUGGGAUAUGAAGAGUUUUCUGAAGCUCGUAUUCGGCUAUGGGAAGAACAGACCGGUAUUGAUCCUGCUGAAAGAAAUUUUGGUUUGCCACCUAUUUCUGAAUGGGAUUGGUGGGAUGAUGACUAUGAGUAUGGCUAUAUGGGGGGCAUGGAUGUCACUACUGGUGAUGCGGAACAUCAGCAUGAUCCUGCGGCUACUGCGGCAGCUGCAUCCUCUCCUGAGCAAGGCGCUGAACCUCCUGUAAGUGCGGCUCCAGGCUCCUCACCGAGUCAUCGAGUUGGUGCGGCCUCUGAGCAUUCUGCGCCAGGACCUGUAAGUGAUCCGGGAAAGCCCAAAAUACCCCAAGAUGUUUCAGAAGUUUCUUUGGCAGACUCCUUCAUCAUGGGUGUUCUACGUGGUUGGCGUUUGUUGAAGGCUGCAAGCCUCACCCCAGAAGAAACUAGAGACAUUUUAUCCACUACUCAAAACAAAUUGGACUUCGAAGCCAUCAGCCAAGCCUUGUCUGCACUUUGGGACGAACAGUUGCUUGGCCACCGAUAUUCACAACAUGCUGGACGUCAUGGAAGUUCUAACAAUGCUCUAUGGCAUGAAUGGCAUGAUGAUGGAUGGGAUGAUGGCUAUGAGAUUAACUAUGAUGAAAUGUGGACCUGGGGAAACGAUGAUGGUUGGUGGAAUGAUGGUCAAUAUCAUGAUGAAUGGCAUGAACAUGAAUGGCCCGACGAAACCUCCUCUGCCAAGGAAGUUCAGACUACCUUGUCACCCGACGAGGAAGAGCGACUUCAAGAUGCUCUUCAAGCUGAACAGGUUGCUGAGCAGUUAGCUGCCGAAGCAAGGCGCACUUGGCAAGAGGCCCAGAAAACAACCCAACAACUGAAACGUGAUCGAGGUUUUGGACAUGUCAACACUGUCAACAAUGGUCGUUGUUUCAAUUGUGGUGGUAACCAUUUGGUUAGGGAUUGUCCUGAUAGACGUCAUGGGAACUACCCCAAGGGCAAGUUUUCUGGGAAGGGCAAGGGCAUGUUUUGGAGCUCGAAGGGCAAGAGUCCUUACCAUUCGAAAGAUGGCAAUGGCAAGGGCUUUAACAAGAACCCCGUGAAUGCCUACGCACUCUAUGGCAUGGAACUGGCCUCAACGACGAAGGCAUCAACCAGCACUGGCUCUAGCUCUUUGGCUUCCCAAGCUCAUGGCAUGCUGGACUGCGGAGCAACUGCCUCUGCAGCACCUGAAGUUUCUGCACAGGAGCUGGUGAUAGCUGUUUUGUCUCACGAUCGACAGGCGACUGUGAACAUCUUCUCAGCGCAGCGGCCAUACUUUCGCUUCGGCAAUGGGAAGUGGGGCAGAGCUAGGUACAAACUGGAAAUUUGUUCGGAUGUUUCUGGUCAAAAGAAAACGUUUUCAUUGUAUGCACUUCCAAAUCCAAUUGAGUUUUACCAGCCCAACUUUGACAAGUCACAGCUCGAGAAGCUGAACAACAAAGUUCAGUACCUGCUGGAAAAGCCCAACGUCGAGAACUCCUUGAAGGUUCCAAAGUCCAAGGCAGCUUCAAAGAAUGUGGAGAAGAAGAUGGUUGUCACCAUGGGCUACAUGGACCAGAGCUCACCGAUGACAAGUCCUUCCGACAGCAGCUGGGAUCCGAUUCUGGAUUCACCAGAUCGUCGCAACUUGGAGGACUUCCUGACCGAACAGGUCAUGAAGAUGGUGACGAUGAUGACGGCAACUAUGAGUCACCUCGCCUUGCAGAUUGCCAUGGAUGGACGUGAAUGUCUAUGGGAGAUUGCAUGUGCUGACAACAGUUGGCUGACUCAAGCGGCUCUCAACCAUGGUCUACCUGCCAGAAGGAUCAACUAUAAGCAAGGUUUUGACCUCUACAAGAAGUCUGCAUGGAUGGAGAUGGAACGCCUGCGGAAGAUCAAGCGUCCCAAGAAACUUUGGCUCUCACUACCGUGCACUCAUUGGUGUCAAUGGACCAAUGUCAACUACAACACUGAUGAGCGCAAGGCGGUCCUCGAAGAUCUUCGUCGACGAGACCGUCGAAUGAUGCACUAUGCCAAGGACUUCAUCCUCAAUGCUGUUGAUGACGACCCAGACAUUGAUGUGUACUGGGUUUGCCCUCGAAAUCAUCAACAUGCUUUCAUACAGGGGAUUGAAACAGCUCGCUCUGCAUACUAUCCAGUGCGGAUGGUGGAAGCAAUUGUGCGGCAUUGGAAGAACCAACUUGCUCCUCAACGUCAUGUACAAGCUUUGACUUCUCCUGACGCUGUGGUGAACUCCAAGCAUGCAGAGUGUGAUGUGAAGUGGACUCAACGUCUUCAAGCUCUACCUGUUGAAGAAGUUCUUCCUCCUGUACCUGAUGAUGGUGAUUUGUCUGACGGCUAUGAACCUUCUAUACUUGAAGCUCCUCAACAUGGACAUCCAUCAAAUCGGAACUUGAUCCACCUUUUCCGAGAUGCUGGACUUCCCAAAUGGAAGAUUGAAAUGGCUCGCGAUUUUCGAUGUGAUGCUUGUGAUCGACUUCUACAAGGCAGCAAAAGCUCAGGUGAAGUACCAAGGGCGUCAACACACCCUUUGUGCAAGGCAUGGGAAAUCGUUGGAGCUGAUUCCAGCGAAUGGCAUGUUCCCGACCAGAAGAUCAAGAUCAAAUUCAUUUUGCUCAUUGACUUUGCCACCAAACUACGUGCGGUGCAUGUGGUGAAAUCGUAUGGACUUACGCAAAUGUUGUCCGAAAGUUCUGAAGAUGUCAUCAAGGCGAUUGCUGAAAAGUGGCUGGCCGAUAAGCCGAAACCCCGACUUAUUGUGCCUGACAACUCCUCUGUCUUCAGGGCCACCGACGUGAACGAGUUCCUCACCAAUGUGGGCAUCCAACUUAGCCUGCCGGCUGAGAAGGAAUCAUGGGCUCAUGGACUUGUUGAAUCAGCAAUCAAAGAUGUGAAGAUGACGGCUUCUGCAAUUCAACUUGGACAACCAACUCUUCCUCCUGGAGUUUCUCUUCAACUUGCGUGUGCGGCUCUCAACAGUACUGAGUAUACCAAGGGCUAUUCCUCUUUUCAGUGGUGCUAUGGCAAGGACUACACCAUAACCGAUGAAGAGAUCAAUGAAUGUGAGCAUCCAGACCUACCUGAUCGACCUGAUGAAUCAACGGCUGUGCCUGCAGCUGUUGCCAAGAAGGCCAAGAAGGUUUUCCAGAAAGGCGUCACUUUUUCUGAUCCUGCACUUCAACCACGUUCCAAGAUCGUUGGCAAGAAAUCCUUGACUCCAGAUGAACUACACCAGCCAGAUGAUGGACUUUUGGACUUUUACCAUCUGGUUGUUGACAAUGACUUGGAUUGCCUCUCCAUGCAGUUUGACUUGGACUUUGUGUCAAACCGGCAGUUCAAGAAUUUCCUCAGAAGCCCCACUGCGUAUCUGGUCAAAAAGAUGCGUGACUCUGAAGUGGUUCUCAGCAAAUUGUCUCCUCAACAUCGUGAACUUUUUGCACGUGCCAAGGGGAAAGAAAUUGACAGCUUCCUCAAGAAUGAAGCAGUGAAAGCCUGCCACCGAAAUGAAGAAGUUCGAGAAGCCAUGGGCAGUGGACGCAUUGUCCGCGCUCGUUGGGUGUUAACCUGGAAACUUGUGCCUCCUGAAGAUCAAGAUGAAGCGCGACAAGAUGCCUCAACGAAUCCUUCCACAACACAUACUUCAGAUGGUCUCAAGAAGGCGAAGGCACGAAUUGUGCUACUAGGUUUUGAACAUCCUGAGAUUGGCAAUGUGGACUACAAAACGUCCUCACCUGUGCAGUCUAUGUUGGCUCGCAACUUGCUCUACCAGGCCACUUGUCAACACUCGUGGCAACUUGAAGGUUUGGAUUUAGCAACUGCUUUUCUCCAGACGGCUCCUACGUCCGCUGAUGCCAACUUGUGGACUUAUGGUGUAGCUGAACUUCGCACAGCACUUGGGUUGGACAGCAAUGGCAUCAUGAAAGUCAUGCGUAACAUCUACGGUAGCACUACUGCUCCCCGUGGACUAUGGCUCGACCUGCACAAGACCCUCACUGGACUUGGCGGAUAUCCUGCCUUGGGUGAAAGAUGUCUCUGGGUUUGGUAUGAUGAAGACCCUGAGACCAAGCAACCCUUCACCAUUGGCAUGAUGGGCGGCCAUGUGGAUGACUUUCACCGAACUGGUGACUCAAACAAUGCAAAGUGGAACGAAGUUUGCAGAAAAAUAGAUGCAGCGUACCGAUGGGGAACAACCAAACACUCUGCAUAUCGUCAUGCUGACACUGACAUUCAGGUGAAGCGCGACAACGAUGGCGACCUUGUCAUCACCGUCAACCAGCAGUACUAUGUGGACUCCCUGCCGGACCUUGGCAUCUCUGCAGAUAGAUUACGACAAGAAGAUGCACGAAUGACCUCUCAUGAGAUUGCAGCUUGCCGUGGUGCUCUUGGCGCACUACAAUGGCUAGCAAUACAAACUCAGCCACAACUUUGUGCUCGUUGUAAUCUCCUCCUCACUGAAGUCAUUAAGUUUGGGAAGAUGAGUUAUGCCAUGGAAAUUCAACGUAUGAUUGGCGAAAUUCGCCGUGAAUCCUAUGAGCUCAAGUUCUUCAAGCACAAAACUGCGAAGACCUGUGACUAUGACCUGGGCGAUAGUCUGACAAAGAAGCGUCCAGACUGUCGUGUGGGCCUCCAGAAGUUCCUCAAAACAUGGCUGUGGGCUGUGAAAUAUGAUCCACAGUUCAUUGCCUCAAAGAAGAACAAAAAGGAAGGAAAGACAGCGAUCAAUCAGAUCGACGAUUACCUGAGUGGCAAACCUGAUCUUUCUUUCUAUGCUGGUGCAACUGAUCCAUGUCAGGUUCGCCACUACGACUUCAUGUUCGACCACUGGCCCUUGUCUGCAAUGCUUGGCUCAGGAGGGGCCCCUUUUCUUUGA
Cladocopium goreaui is the source of this 4932-nucleotide messenger RNA. The record is from the annotation of a GenBank genome assembly. Lineage: Eukaryota; Dinophyceae; Suessiales; Symbiodiniaceae.